AUGCCAAAACUUGAAUACCCAGAAUGUAAUUUUCGUAUGAUAAAUGUUUCCUAUGAUAAUAAUAUUGAUACUAAUACUAUAAAGGAUAUUUCCUAUAAUACUAGAAGUGAAGAACUCGAAGAAAUUGAAGGAGUUAAAGACAACGAAAGUUUAAGAUUGGUUCGUUUGUAUAAUAAAGCAGGAAAAAUCCAGAAAAACUAUCAUCGGAGCGAGACAAUCAGAGAUUAUAGCUUGGUACAAUUUCUUGGAAGAAUUUGA
Entrophospora candida is the source of this 258-nucleotide messenger RNA. Lineage: Eukaryota; Fungi; Glomeromycota; Glomeromycetes; Entrophosporales; Entrophosporaceae. The record is from the annotation of a GenBank genome assembly.